AUGUUUGGCUCACAGGAAAAACGCACUAUAGGAUUGUUAUGGUUCCUCAUACUGACAGGAAUCAUCUCUGGUGCUCCGUUGGAUGCAUCAACCGGAGUUGAAGGAGAUAGUCCUACCAUUAAUCCAGUUGCUAGUCCACUGGAGCAAGCCGGUGAUUAUUUUCAAGGCGAUAUGAUUUUAACAAAUGAACAGGAAGAAGCUCUAACUGAUGGCAGAACUUCCUUGAUCGGUGCAUCCUAUCGGUGGCCAGAUAAUACGGUGUAUUAUGCAAUCGAUACCAAUGCGUUUACACUAACCCAGCAGGAUGCCAUUAGGGCGGCGUUACAGCAAAUUAUGCUUGUUAGUUGCAUGAAGUAUGUUGCACGCACUACUCAAACAGAUUAUGUUCUAGUAACGGGCGAGUAUACCGGUUGCUGGUCAUAUCUAGGCCGCCGCGGUGGAGCACAGCAAUUAAAUUUACAGCCAAAUGGAUGCCUGAGCCGCGGUACCAUUAUGCACGAGUUCCUGCAUGCACUGGGUUUCGUCCAUAUGCAGAGUGCCUCAGAUCGUGAUUUCUAUGUCAAAAUCAAUUGGGCCGCUAUUCAAGGUGGCAAGGAGAGCAACUUUGAUCGGUACUCAUCAGCCAUAAUCGACGAUUUUGGCAUUUCAUACGACUACGAAAGCGUUAUGCACUACGGAGCGACAGCGUUCAGCACCUCGGGAGCUGCAACUAUCAUCCCGUACGAGAGUGGAGUCUCCAUCGGUCAGCGAGUCGGUUUGAGCUACAAGGACAUCAAACGUUUGAAUAUGCUCUAUCCAAAUUGUAACUAA
This is a messenger RNA of Sabethes cyaneus, 810 nucleotides long. RefSeq names its product astacin-like. The coding region runs from base 1 to 810 and encodes 269 amino acids. Lineage: Eukaryota; Metazoa; Arthropoda; Insecta; Diptera; Culicidae. Gene Ontology annotation, biological process: proteolysis. Gene Ontology annotation, molecular function: zinc ion binding; metalloendopeptidase activity. The transcript is spliced from 4 exons. The record is from RefSeq and is a predicted model, not a curated record.